Messenger RNA from Oldenlandia corymbosa var. corymbosa, 189 nucleotides. NCBI's taxonomy places the organism in Eukaryota, Viridiplantae, Streptophyta, Magnoliopsida, Gentianales, Rubiaceae. The record is from the annotation of a GenBank genome assembly.
AUGUCGUCUUCAAGCUCAAAAGCUCAGAUACAGUCACCGCCUUAUCCAAGCGCAGCCAGAAUAUCUGAUUCACAAUGCUACCCGCAAUAUACUGCUUCUCUCAAAUGCCUAGAAGAAUUUGGUGCUGAGAAAAGUAAAUGCCAACAACAUUUUGAUGUUUACAAGGAAUGCAAGAAAAAGGAGACGUAA